AUGACCAAAUUGGUCAGAACAGGCACUCUGCACUUAAAAGCUACUAAGCAUUGGAAGGCGUGCUACUCUAGGAAGAGGCGCUGCACUCAGAAGGCGCGCUGCACUCAGAAGGGGCGCUGCACUCGGAGGGGCGCUCACUCAGAAGGGGCGCUGCACUCAGAGAGGGAGCUUCAUUUAGAAGGGGCGCUCUACAAACGUUUAACAAAA
Iphiclides podalirius (scarce swallowtail) is the source of this 207-nucleotide messenger RNA. Lineage: Eukaryota; Metazoa; Arthropoda; Insecta; Lepidoptera; Papilionidae. The record is from the annotation of a GenBank genome assembly.